GUUGCACUUCGAAACAAAUUAGUUUAAUAGCAAUGGCAUUGCUUGUCAAUCUGUCCCGUCUUUUGGGAUUCAGAGUACUUACUUCUGCAAAACACCUGGGCUCGGAAUUUCUACCGAAACAAGCACCCUUGGUGCCAACUUUUUGGGACCAGCAGAUCAGGAAGUACAGGAAAUUGAGGAAUGUGCCAACAUCCUUACCAUGGGCCAACAAAUAUCCAGAGUACCAAUCUGAAGUUAUAGACCCAACUGAGGAAGAAGAGAAACAAGCUGUUGAAGUGUGUGCAGAAAUAAACAGGCAAAUAACAGAAGACAAGACUGGACGAUUGUUUGCUGUUAUACAUCUAGCUGGUAAACAGUACAAGGUCACAGAAAGUGAUCUUAUUGUUGUCAGAGGCUACUGGCCUCCGAAUCCUGGUGACAAAGUUACUUUGGAAAAGGUUUUGUUGCUAGGCAGUAAAGAUUUCACACUACUUGGGAGGCCAAUACUCAACAGAGAACUGGUUUCCAUUGACGCCACCGUUAUUGAUAAGACGUUUUCACACACUGUUACCCACUUCAGAUUUAGAAAACGGAAACAGUAUCGUAGAAUACACUUUGACAGAUUCCAACAAACAAUGCUGAGGAUAAAUACAAUAAAGAUUAAUGGAAAAGUCGAUCAAAAGUUAGAAUUUGAAGGUCUUGAUAGAAUUUAUUAGAAUCAAAUUAUUUUCUAGAAUUUGUAUUGGAAAUGAAUUUUUCACUGCUAAGUAAUAGUAUAUUAUGCUUCAAGGAGAUAAAAGUAAAAAAUAUGCUCUAUAUCACGUAAUUAUGCUGUCAUAGUUGAUACAGGAUGACAGUGGUGUUUGUACAGUUGCUUGUGCAGACAAGAAAUCAAUUUUUUCACCCUCAGGCUAACUAACGAAUUUUUAUAUGUACAUUACAUGUAUUGUA
Messenger RNA from Copidosoma floridanum, 930 nucleotides. It is a transcript of the gene mRpL21, whose product is annotated as mitochondrial ribosomal protein L21. The record is from RefSeq and is a predicted model, not a curated record. Lineage: Eukaryota; Metazoa; Arthropoda; Insecta; Hymenoptera; Encyrtidae. Gene Ontology annotation, biological process: translation. Gene Ontology annotation, molecular function: structural constituent of ribosome; RNA binding. Gene Ontology annotation, cellular component: ribosome; mitochondrial large ribosomal subunit.